Messenger RNA from Paramecium tetraurelia, 1626 nucleotides. RefSeq lists its product as uncharacterized. The record is from RefSeq and is a predicted model, not a curated record. The transcript has a single exon. NCBI's taxonomy places the organism in Eukaryota, Ciliophora, Oligohymenophorea, Peniculida, Parameciidae. Gene Ontology annotation, molecular function: GTP binding.
AUGGACGUAUUAAGAGUUGUUCUUGUAGGUGUUAUUGGAUCUGGCAAAACUGCAUUUUUUAAUAAUUUGACAAAGAAUUAAGAGCCUGUAAAAUAGGGAGGAGCAUCUGUUACUAAAUAAGUAGUAGUUGGAUAAUGCAUUUUUGGAGAGCAGUUUGAAGUAAUUGAUACCCCUGGGUUCGAAUCUGAUGAAGAAAAAUUAUUACAUGCUGCAGGAGUAAUUGCAGCACUUUCAAUAGGCGAUGUUAAUAGAAUAUUAUUAAUAUAAAAAUUUGACAGAGAUGGAGUAAUGAUGAAUGCAUUGUAAUAAGUCAUAGCUCCAAUCACUAGAUAUAGGGAUAUGGUAACGGUUAUAGUAUCACAUUGGGAUCUUUCAGAAAAUAAAGAACAAGAUUAAUAGCAUUUAACAAAGAAAAUAAAGGAUAGAUUUAAUAUUGGAUCUAUUCUUUAUUAUUCUAAACUUAAUGAUCCUAAAGUUAUCGCUCUAUUAGUUUAAAAUAUAAUUUUUGAAUCAAAACUAACAUCUAUUAAAUUAUCAGAUACAGAAAUAAUUAGUUAGUUUGAUUUAUCAACUUUGAAUUAUGAAAGUCAAGAUAAAUUAGAAAGAGAUAAAGAAUAAAUUAUUAAGUCAUUUAGAAAGACGGCAUAGGUGUUUAUUAAAUAUAUAAAUGAAGAGGUUAAUUUGGAUGACCCUAAAGCUGUUGAUAUUUUGCAUUUUAUAUCAUUAGAAAUUAAGAAUAUUGCAAAUAAAUAAGUGGAGCAGUUUGAAAAAUAGCAUGGAGAACAACUUAAUGAGUUUUAUGAUACGAAUGGAAUUAAUGUUAGCUAUUUACAUCAUAUAUAUCUAAAAAAAGAAAUAAAAAAGGAUCUUGAAAAGGUAAUUAAAUUGGCUUAAGAAAAAAUGAUUAAUUCAAAAAAUCAUUGUUUUUAAUGUUUAAAACAAUGUCCACAUUGUAAAUUAAUAUGGAUUAAAGUUGCUGGAUGUGAUGGAUAAACUACUUGUGGAAAUAGAGUUUAUACCACUUCAGAUUCAUUAUUGAAAAACUCUUCAACUAAAUGUAGAUACGAAAUUGAAUUAGAAUCAAACAAAUUAGUGUUGAAAGAAAUUUAAUUCAGUAAUACACAAAAUACAUCUUAGAAAUCAUAGUCUGAUUCAAAUUAAGAUUAUAUUUACCAAAUUAUAAGGGAGGAUAAGUAUUUAUAGAAAGUUCUUGGACAAAACUUUACAAAGGAUUAAUUUGAGAAGUUAAUAAGAGAGAAGAAUGAUAUGAAUUAAAAUUUAAUGUAUUCAUUUUUGAGGUUGAAACCUGAUGAUGAUAUAAUUAAAUGGAUUUACUAAUAGUUGGAUAUAGAAAGGGAUAUUGAAAAAUAAAAUGAUAAGAAAAAUAAAAGAUUUGGCUGCGGAUAAGAAUUAAUUUGGUCAGAAUUGCCACCCUUGAGUGGACCUGAAUUAAAUGAAUUACUAUCAAUUGAAUUAAUAGAUUAUUUCAAUGAUUAGGCAUAAUUAAUUAAUGACGAAAGUAAAUUCUUAGAGGCAGCUUAUAAAGACCUUGUUAACCAAGCUAUAUAAGAGCAAUAUAAGACAAAGAAAGUGAUCUAAUUGUAAAAGUAGAGUGAAACAUAAUGA